Messenger RNA from Drosophila kikkawai, 2670 nucleotides. RefSeq names its product Ketchup (gene Ktch). Gene Ontology annotation, molecular function: G protein-coupled receptor activity. Gene Ontology annotation, cellular component: plasma membrane. Gene Ontology annotation, biological process: cell surface receptor signaling pathway; adenylate cyclase-activating G protein-coupled receptor signaling pathway. The record is from RefSeq and is a predicted model, not a curated record. Lineage: Eukaryota; Metazoa; Arthropoda; Insecta; Diptera; Drosophilidae.
AGUGCGACAAGCAGCCUGCUCUUGAAUAUAAUUAUAAUUAAAAAGUACAAUAGCAAUAAAAAACCAACAGGGAAUCUUCGCUAAGAAGAUGCCAAGUCUGGUGUUCUUGUGUUUAAUUGCUGGCAAUAUAGCACUUGCACUUGCAUACGCUUCGAAAGACAGCUCGGAGGAGACCCAGCACCUGAAUCCGACGGACUUUAGCAAGUGUCUUGAUUAUUGCCACCUGAAAAACGUACGCUUUCUCCUCUGCAUCGGUGAAGAUGGCAAGCUGGAGAAGAGUCCUUUGAAGACCUGCACUGAAGGAGACUGCAAGGCCGAGGAUUUUCAAAUCAAGUAUGAAACCAAAAACGGCUACGAAUUCCGGGAAAAUCGCGUGGAGGCCACCAAAGUGGGAAAACGCGCUCAUCUGCGGGAUCUCUGCCUGGAUGAAAGAAAUGUCCCGCUGAGACGAAGGUGUCAUAUCCGGAACGGCACAAAGACCUGGCAGAGUUUCGAAAAUGUAACCUGUAGAAUGGCUCCAGAGCUUAGCACGAAUCUGGAUACUCUGGCUGUAAAUAAUUCCUCGGAUUUGAGUCAACUGAGCGACUUGGUUACUCACUCGAAAGAGCCGCUCAACGCAGCCGAUAUCGUCAGUAUUUCUGAGAUUUUCAGUUCUCAAGUAAAGAAAUCCGUACAGAAAGUGGAUGACAUCGAAGAUUUGAUGAACAUUUGCCAGCAAGUGAUGUCCACCGAUAAAGAAACUCUGCGCCUAGCAGCAGAACAAAACGCCACCAACUCCUUGCUGAGCAAUUUCGAGGAUUAUCUGGACGCUCUGGCCCCGCAACUUUUACCUGGAGAUGGGACUACCAGCUUACAGAUUCCCAAUGAUAAUAGUCAAGUCGAAACACAACGUAUUCUCGACAAGGGAGUGGUGCUUUUGAGGACCAAGGAGUUGAGCGUAUUCUUUGUGGAUCCCGGCGUAGCAAAUGUGACGGGAAUAGCGAUCUUCCUCGAGGGAGUGACAUCACAGUUUAAAAUUCUUCAAUCAUCCGAGAAUCUGGAAAGUAUUCGGGCAAUCGAAAAUUUGGAGAGUGCGGCAAUUCUACCCGACAAACUCUGGCGAGAUGUGAAGGAAAGAGGAGCCCGCUACCUUAUCUUCAAAGUCUACGCUCGCGAUGCCCUCUUUGUGGAGACGGCGGAGGAACUGAAACGAAGGCCAACCAGCAAUGUUAUCUCAAUAACGAUACCGGGACUAGACGAUCACAACCUGCCCGGAAAAUUGCCCUUUUUCCUGCGUAAUGGCGACACAAAUAAAUCCCAAGCCCAAGGCGGCUGCGGCUACUGGAACUACGAGACCUGGCUUAGCGAUGGAAUCUCCACCUGUGGCAGUGGCAGUGGCAGUGAAGUCCCACUAGAUAACUCAUCGCAUCCCGUGAUCCUCUGCCAUGCGGAUCACCUCACCCAGUUUACGUUCCUGCUGGGAAUCAGAAAGCCACCAGAAGUGAUAUCAGCCACCGGCGAAAAGGAGUUGCCUUUGGAUAUUAUAACAAAUGUGGGAUUGUCGCUAUCGCUAAUGGGACUCUUGGGCAUUUUUGUGACUGCGGCACUGUUCAAGCGCUUCCGGAACACACCCUCUACGAAGAUCCUACUGAAUCUGUGCGUGGCUCUGGGACUCCAGCUUUCGCUGUUCCUGGUGCUAAGCGAAGGAGACUUGCUGAAACAGUUGGAUAGUACUGACUUCGAUCGUUGCCUGGUGACGGGAGCCCUGAUGCAGUACCUGCUCCUGGUGGUCUUCAGUUGGAUGUUCAUCAUUGGCUUGCUGCAGUACAAGCGAUAUGUGAAGGUGAUUGGGGUGAAGCAUCCCAAGCACUAUAUACUGAUGUCUGCUCUGGUGGCCUGGACCCUGCCCCUGAUACCCACGCUGCUGGUGGUUUUCCUGGACUCGGCCUCCUACAGACCCAGCGGUAAUACCACCACUGAGGAUAUACCGAUCCUGUGCUAUCCCUCGGGAUAUGGUCUGGGACUGGGUGUGAUCUUGCCCAUUGGUCUCAUCACCCUGUGCAAUAUCUUGAUGCUGGGUUACAUCAACUGGAGUGUUCACAGAGCACUCUUCACUGAGAAUCUCAUCUUGAAGCAACUGCAUCUAUCCGUGCUGCUGUUCUUUCUCCUGGGAGUCACCUGGAUUUUCGGACUGUGCGCCUUUUUCAAUUUCGGGACAAUAUUCUCGUAUCUCUUUUGCAUCACGGCCACAAUGCAGGGAUUCGUUCUAUUUCUUUACUUUGUGGUAUUCAACAAGGAUAAUCGCCGAUCCUGGCUGGGACUGUGCCGUCUCCGGCGCUCGAAACGUGUUGGGGAAGUCAUAGAACUGGCCACCGAAUCGAAUUUUAAGAACUCAUUGAAAACUCAAAGUACAAGUAACUAAGUGUGCGCAGUUUAGAGAUUAUAAAUAUAUUCGAAUAAGGUAAAUUAUUCUGUUUGCUAUAUAAGAUACAAUAUUUUAAAAUGUAUAUAGUCUAAUAAUAUAUUUAUAUUGGAAACAUGAACUAAAAAACCUUAAAUAUAAAUAUUUUACAGUGUACUUUCCUAAAUACAAAAGAUAAGAGUUGCAGAACACACAGAUACCCAAAAGAUACUUUGAUAAAAAGUGACAUUGCCCAUGAAUCUCGUUAAGAUAACAAAUUUAUCCCACAG